UGUGCACUCGCGCGUUCUCGAAGUUUUUGUACCCACAUGCUCGUUCGCAGAGCUCAGUCAGCAUUUGACUCAGUAGUGGCAGCAGGGGAGCUAGAAUUUCCACUUGUCAGUUAUUCCCUGAUACUGAAAUCAAGUGCAUCCCCACAAGCUAAACAUGUCAAAGUUGGAUCAGAUACUUGUCCUUGACCCUCCCUGCGACCUCAAAUUUAAAGGUCCUUUCACAGAUGUAGUCACCACCAACCUGAAACUGAGGAACCCUUCUGACAGAAAAGUCUGUUUCAAAGUGAAGACGACUGCCCCGCGCAGAUACUGUGUACGGCCAAACAGCGGCGUCAUCGAUCCCGGAGCAACUGUCAUUAUCUCUGUCAUGCUACAGCCCUUUGAUUAUGACCCCAACGAGAAAAGUAAACAUAAAUUCAUGGUGCAGACGAUUUUUGCCCCGUCACAUGUUUCUGACAUGGAUUCAUUGUGGAAAGAUGCAAAACCCGAUGAUCUCAUGGAUUCCAAGCUGAGAUGCGUCUUUGAGCUGCCUUCAGAAAACGACAAAGUGAAUGACGUCGAGGCGACCACCAAAGCAGCCCCUCUGAUGAACUCUGCGAAGGGCGACUCAUCAGCAGCCACGGUGCCUGUAACUGCCUCAGGAGACGAUCCAGAGAUGAAGAAAGUGCUGGAGAAGUGCAAGAGGCUGCAAUCUGAGAUGAGCAAGCUGGGUGAUGAGAACCGGCAAUUAAAGGAUGAUGGCAUUAGAAUGAGAAAGAUGCCUCGCUCAGACCACAUGACAUCAAACUCAACUAGCCUCCUCGGCCGAGAAGCCAGCACUGCCUCCCUGCCCUCCCUCCUCGUCGUGAUAGCAGCCAUCUUCAUCGGAUUCUUCCUAGGGAAGUUCAUCUUGUAGACUGGGAGGUGCAUGCCAGCCGUAUCCCCCCCCCCCCCCACCCUCCCCGGCUCCGGAAUAAAACAGGCCUGGAAAAAAAAAAACCAAGAAGUCUUUGUGUUGACUUUGCCAUAUCAUUGGUAGUGUGUGGCAGUGAACACAUCUGUACAGCAUCAUUCAAAGGCGUCGCCUUUUUACAAUCUCAUGCGGUUAAGUUCACACAGAGUUGAGAAAAAGAAAGGCGGCAAAAAAAGUGAAUGUUCCCUUUUUUUUUUUUGUUUUCUGUUUUUUGAUGGCUGGAUUAUACAGGUGAUGUGGUGGGACAAUGCAAGUUGUAUGCUAUCGGUCAACAUGGAAGAUGAGUGAACCAUGGGCAAGAUGCAGUCAAAAGAUCCAUUAUUCUUCUCUCUCUGUUGUUUUUAAUAGGAAUUGAAUAGAAUGUUAGGUGUCUUGUAAAUGUUUUAAAUCCUUUUAAACAAAAAAGGAGAGAACUUCCAUCAAACACACCUUGCUACCUGUUGCUGGAUUGCCUCUGAAGUAAAUUUGUUCAGUUUGUAAUUUCUACUUCUUGUCUUGGAAUGUUCAGGUCCAGCUGGGGAUAAUAUAGGUGCCUCCUUCUUGUACGUUUCUGUCCUUUCCUUUUUCCUUACAACACCAAUGCAGACUUUAUAAUAUUAUUAUUAUUAUUAUUAUUAUUAUAAUACAAAUCAUAUAAUCCUUCUGAGGCAAAUGUUGACUGGAAUGAGGUCUCAUUCUUAAAAUCCUGUCCCAUGGUAUUAAGCAUUGAAGAAAUAAAAAUGAAAAACAAUAUGGUUUUGA
Messenger RNA from Anarrhichthys ocellatus (wolf-eel), 1693 nucleotides. RefSeq names its product VAMP (vesicle-associated membrane protein)-associated protein A, like (gene vapal). Gene Ontology annotation, biological process: neuron projection development. The record is from RefSeq and is a predicted model, not a curated record. The transcript is spliced from 6 exons. NCBI's taxonomy places the organism in Eukaryota, Metazoa, Chordata, Actinopteri, Perciformes, Anarhichadidae. Gene Ontology annotation, cellular component: plasma membrane; endoplasmic reticulum membrane. The coding region runs from base 155 to 895 and encodes 246 amino acids. Gene Ontology annotation, molecular function: FFAT motif binding.